AUGGCCACCCGCACCGUGCCCCACGCCUACCCCAUGAGCUCUGAGUAUGAAUUUGCCAACCCCAGCAAGAUCUACGACCAGAACUUUGGAGAAGGUGUUUCCCCGUCGGAGAUUUUAGCCCCUGCCCUGUACCACGGCUACUACAUCCGGCCCCGCAUCAACAAGCAGCUGGAGAGGGGCACCUCGGAGGUGUGCCUGAACCAGCACAAGUUCCAGGUGUUCCUGGACGUCUGCCAGUUCCUGCCCGACGAGCUGAGCGUCCGCACCGUGGACAACCUGCUGGAGGUGGCGGGGCAGCACCCGCAGAGGGCCGACCGCCACGGCUUCGUCGCCAGGGAGUUCACCAGGACCUACAUCCUGCCCCUGGACGUGGACCCGCUGCUCGUCAGGGCCAGCCUGUCCCACGAUGGCAUCCUGAGCAUCGUGGCUCCCCGCACGGGCAGGGAGGUGAAGGCCAGGGUCAACGAGGUGGAGAUAACCCGGCAGGAGCAGCCCCUGGGCAAGGAGGAACGGGCCGAGGAGGGAAAGGAGAAGGACGAGUCCUAA
Melospiza georgiana is the source of this 546-nucleotide messenger RNA. It is a transcript of the gene HSPB2, whose product is annotated as heat shock protein family B (small) member 2. The coding region runs from base 1 to 546 and encodes 181 amino acids. The record is from RefSeq and is a predicted model, not a curated record. NCBI's taxonomy places the organism in Eukaryota, Metazoa, Chordata, Aves, Passeriformes, Passerellidae. Gene Ontology annotation, biological process: response to heat; protein refolding. Gene Ontology annotation, molecular function: structural constituent of eye lens; protein folding chaperone. The transcript has 2 exons.